AUGGAAGAUACUGGAGCUGGGCGGUGUAGUGUCAUCUACUAUUGUCCAGCCAGCGCCCACGGCCUUGCAGAACUGCACCACCAUGCGAGUCCGCCCGCGGUGACGUUGGACGACGAGCGCAAAGGCUCGUCGCUGAAACAUGUCUACAAUAAUGUGCGCCGCCUGCUGGACGAGGAUCAGGGCAAUUUCGAGCAAGUAUUUGUGACUUCCCACGCCGAUAAGUGCAUCGAGACCCUCGAAGUCUUCGCCAAGGCCUCUCCCACAGCUGUACUGGUCGAACUCGACAGCACGGCCCCCGAUGGCAUCCAGCACAGCGCGCUGUCACUCUUGCGCCACCUCAAUGCCGAUGUGCAAAGCUCGCGCUACCCACAGCACGUAAUGCCAUUCGUGCUCCUGGCAGCCACUUUGACGACUGAACCAUUCGAGGACACGGACGCAAUCUACGAAAGCAUUCAACUGAAUGCUGGCGCCAUUGACACUAUGCGCAGUCCCUUAUGCUCGGAAGCCAUCAACCAGCUUGUGGGCCACGUUAGAGAGAUGACUCGGCCUUCUGCGCACAGCCUUGGCUCUGGCAUGGCGCGAGCGCUGGUGCAUCAUAUCACGAAUCGCUCAAGCCCUCGCCUUGCGUCUCAUCGCCCCGACGAAGUACUGUCCGCUCAGCGCAAGGCCGCUGUCGAGGAGGCUGUCGGGAAGUGGCAAUUUCCCGCGCAUGAGUUCGAUAUGGACGAGCUUACGUACGGCGCUUUGUGCAUGUUGGAGCACAUCCUGCGGAAACCGGACUUGGAGCAGUACAGAUUGCCACGACCCCAGCUAAUGACGUUCUUGUUGGCCGCGCGACGAGAGUACAAGCACGAAAGGGAAGUGCACUACCACAACUGGCGGCACGCAGUCGAUGUGACGCAGUCAUUAUACUGCUUCCUCUGCGACAUCCGACUAUGCCCCCCGUCUGCAGCGAGAGCAGCUACGCAACAUAAAGAGGUCAACCCUCUGGAAUCAUUGUUGUCCCCCUUGGACGCACUGAUACUUCUUGUAUGUGGUGUGGGCCACGACGUCGGGCAUCCAGGUGUAAACAAUGCUUUUCUGGUGGCAUGCAAUCACCAGCUGGCGCACAUGUACAACGACAAGUCCGUCCUGGAGAACUACCAUUGCGCGGCAUACUCACAACUCAUCCGACGACAUUGGCCGGCGCUUGGUAACAUCACUCGCUUUCGCUCGACCAUGAUCUCGACGAUCCUAGCUACGGACAUGCAGCGACAUUUCGAGUACAUGGGAUAUCUCAACGAGCUCAAGCAGAAGGUCGAGAAGAGUGAUGCUGAUCUGGAUGAGUGGAAUGAUAAGGACCGGGAGCAUGCUCGCGAUCUGACGAUGGCACUGCUCUUGAAAGCUGCCGAUAUCUCCAACGUCGCUCGUCCAUUCGACAUCUCGGCACAGUGGGCGAAGAUAUUGAUGAAUGAGUUCUCACGGCAGGGCGAACUGGAACGCGAGCUGCAGAUCCCGACUUGCCUUUUCGGCGGUCCUCCAAACAAAGAGGAUCUGCUAGCUGCAGCACAGAGUCAGAAAGGUUUCAUGAAUCUUUUCGGCUUCCCUCUGUUCCGCGGCAUCUCGGAGGUCAUGCCCAAUGUUUCCUGUACGAUACCCGAGCUGGAAAACAACAAUAAUGUUUGGGAGCACAGGAUAACAGACGAGAAGGCCAGGCGUGAGGCUCACGGCGACGGACGACGGUCACCAAGGACAUAUGGGUCAGUGACGGAAGCCGAAGUCGAGGAGGCGCGAACUCGAAAAAGGGAAUCAGAACCUGCAGCCGUACCAAUGGAGGCGCCAAUGACCCCAAAUUCGGUAUCAUCUAACAAGCGACAGCCAAGCCUGCAACCCGAUGGCACCCCUAACAGGCAUCCUGCGAACAAGGAACGAUACCGCCUGCAGUUCGGUGUGCCAGCCGCCGGCGAGGACAAAAGGGCAUCAACCCCUGUGCUGUGGCCAAGCAGCUUGCAGCUGUCGCCCACUGGCGGGGCUAGCAGGCGAUCGAGUAAGGAUGUUGCACUAAAUCAGCUGCAAGACCUGAGUGCGUUUGCACAGCACAAUCUCGCGGCUGCAGGGUCGAGGAGAGGAUCUGCGGAUGCUGGAUGGCAGAUGCAUCAGAAUUAUACCGGGUCGAGGAGAGGGAGCAAAGAAGAGAGUCUCACCACUAUCCUGGUUACUAGCCAGGGCAGUUCGUCGCCACGCAGUGUUCCUGCUUCCCCUCGGCUUGGUAAGCCAGCGUCGCCUGGAAUCAGCGUUGGCGUCGGAAAAAGGCAAAGCAUAACAAAGCACGCAGCUGGUGCACCUCGACACUCGGUACCUUCAUCGACAUCCCAGACCACAGCAUCGGUGGCUGCCACGACCGAAGUGUCAUCGCCAUCUACACAGCGUUCUUCACUCACACCAACAGACGAUGACGUGACGCCGCCCGCGCAGCACAACAAUGCCAUUCUCGAUGGCGACACGGAAAGUUUCGCUCACUCGAACGAGUAUCCGCAAGAGCUUGAUGGUAUGCAUCAUAACUCAGCGCCGGCUGCGUUUCCUGGCACGCCUCCCGCUGAUGAGGAAGCGGUCACAUCGGUGACCAAGGCCAGCUGUCCGCAGAUUAUGCCGCGGACGGCCAGUGGCGACUCGGCACUGUCUGCGCUCGAGAAACGUCAAUCGGAUCCUCAGAUCCGGCAGUCACGAAGUCGCAGCAGACUACGAGGCCUGAAGUUCUGGAAGCGACGAAAAGAUCCAUCAGGCAUUGAAGGCGCAUCCGUGGAGUCCAAUUCUCCUUGA
This is a messenger RNA of Fulvia fulva, 2799 nucleotides long. Its product is annotated as putative 3',5'-cyclic phosphodiesterase pde-4. Gene Ontology annotation, biological process: signal transduction. The record is from RefSeq and is a predicted model, not a curated record. Gene Ontology annotation, molecular function: 3',5'-cyclic-nucleotide phosphodiesterase activity. The coding region runs from base 1 to 2799 and encodes 932 amino acids. The transcript has 2 exons. NCBI's taxonomy places the organism in Eukaryota, Fungi, Ascomycota, Dothideomycetes, Mycosphaerellales, Mycosphaerellaceae.